Messenger RNA from Mycena citricolor, 1660 nucleotides. The record is from the annotation of a GenBank genome assembly. Lineage: Eukaryota; Fungi; Basidiomycota; Agaricomycetes; Agaricales; Mycenaceae.
UUUCAGGACAUCUACAUAUUCAAUUCUAUUGAAAUUCGACUAAUUCAUGUCAAAAUAUUAAGGAUUGACUAGCGCAGACAGCGUUGGAUGUGCCUGCGGCUCUCUCCAGAGAGUGGCUGUGCUUUGGAGUGCCGCAGAGAUGUCACAUGCGUCACACUGGAGUGCCGCAGACUCUUUUGGAGUGCCGCAGACUUGUUUGGAGUGUCGCCAGAGGUUCCGCAGGAGUGCCGCGGUGUGCUGUGGAGUCUGCGGCACACUGUUCUGGAGUGCCGCAGGAGUGGGAUCUCUAUCGCUGCCGCCGACGACAACGGCGUCUGGAGUAGUCCCGCUGCCUGCGCGAAUCAUUCCCACGUCCAUCAACAUCUCAGCCGACGUGGACAGCAUGUUGAUCGUCGUGGUUGUCGUCGAGAUCAAUGAUGUGGAGUAUUUGGAGUACCGCAGGAGUACCGCAGGAGUGCUCCUGCGGCACUCCGCGGCACUUUCAGUGAGCCCCCGCCGUUCCCUCCCCACUCUUCCUUGGUCCCGUGGCAGUCUUGACACAGCCCACUUAUGCGUGCUGCCGCUGAAUUUUUUGUAUCAGGGGCCAGCGAUCCUGGCACCCCAUAAAGCACACAUCCUUUACAGCAUGAUUGUUCCCUGGGCUUCGCUUUCCGCAGGUCGCGCGGCAGAAUACAGCCCACUUGGGCGUCUGCCACUGACAGGAGCAGUGAGGUGUGUUGUCCGUUGCCAAUUACAGCCUGUCAUUGUAGUCUCCUUGAAGCAGACGGAACCCACAAGAUCCUUCGUGCCUCAAAUCCUUGAUCGUAGCAUGUGAGGCACGAGCGUGCUGAAUCGCAGCCGAAUGCCUUGAAGAGACUACGUCAUUGUGCCCUUUCCAUGUUCUGCUCGGACGGUCGCGCCGAACCACGUCUCCGUCUGUGGAGCUUCAAAUGUAGUCUCGCUUCGCGUCGGCAUCCUGAACGUCAAGUAAGCCCGUAUCGGCGGCGAAGACCGCAGCCUCCUUCGCGCGAACCCAUGUCUCCGUCUGGGGCGCCGCGUCCACCGCUUGGCCCUCAUUCAUCCCGCUCGGCAACGGGAGAAGCCUGAUCUGCCAGGCCCCUCAAGCUCCGCGUGCUUUCCCUGGCUCGAGCGUGGCAGGGCAGCAGGGCGGUGUAGUACAUGCGCACCGCGAGCAGACAGUACGUCCUGGCGCCCGUGAGCACGAGCAUCCCCGCGGCGACCAUGACCUUCGCCUGAUCGCAUCGGGCCUAAUCGCAUCCGGUCAACUGACCUGACCGCCCCUGUCUGCACUUGCGCAGAUGAUCCCAUCACUGACCAGAGAUGCUUGCCCGGACCGACUUCACCCCUCGCCAAUUCGUACGCUGCGCCGCUCGCGCGUCGGUGCGACGGGGAUGCCGUUGGUGGAAUACGACGCGCUCACCACAGCCAAUCUACUGUUCUUCCUGCGGCACACCGCGCGGUCGAUGCUCGGGCGCGGGAUCUUCUCCCAGGACCUCGACCCGGGCCGUUUGGAGGGUGCUUUUGACGAGUUCAGGGCGGGGAUGGACAGCGAGGUCGUUGCUAGAAGGAUUAGCUUUUCCGUGUCCCCUCGCAAUCCACGACGAUUCCAGCCUGCCCAAAAAAAUAAUCAUCUACAAACGGACUCAAUAACCUGUUCAAU